Penaeus chinensis is the source of this 1008-nucleotide messenger RNA. RefSeq lists its product as uncharacterized. The record is from RefSeq and is a predicted model, not a curated record. Bases 144 to 620 code for a protein of 158 amino acids. NCBI's taxonomy places the organism in Eukaryota, Metazoa, Arthropoda, Malacostraca, Decapoda, Penaeidae. The transcript has 10 exons.
GUCCCCCUCGCCUGCUGUUCGCCCCAAGGGCCACCACAAACAGGAGAACAAUCGACGUAACAGCCAGUAUCACUGCUCUUGCCUCGCCAUCGACGUCGUAGCAAAGGAUUCCUUCACUGCUCCUUCGGCUGCGCAGAUCGAAAAUGAAGACGAUUUUUACUGCCUGUCUUGUUGCCAUUCUGUUGGCCCAAAUUGAAGGUCAUCCAAUCAGCUAUGAGUACCAGAAUACAAACAACCACGACAUCCAAAAACGACAUGUGCAGUCCGUUGGCGGUGCUGAACAAAACGGUGAAGAACAGAAAGUCGGUGACCAUGUGAUCCAAAAGAGACACGUUCAGAUCGCUGGCAAUAGCAGGCAGGAUGAGGACGAGCAGAACAUAGGUGACCAUAUAAUCCAGAAGCGAGAUGUUCAGGAAGUGGCAGGCCGGGCCAAGCAGGACAGCAAUAUUCAGGAGGCCUACAGUCGUGAGGGCAACUACGCCGUUCAGGGCAAGAAUUUCCAGAAGGUCGUAGCCAGUGACGAAGGAGGCCCCAUCAUACAGUUCCAUCAAGAUGCAAAGACGGCUGGCUGCAAAGGCGGGAACUGCGCCAACCGAAUGAACGAGGUGGAAGGAGAAUAAACAGUGAUAAGAAUCAUUAUUAUUGGGUUUUGUUUUGAACUACUUUUGGAAGAUAGCUAAUUGCUUUUUUUUUUUUUUUUUUUUUUUUUUUGGGGGGGGGGGGAUCUGAUAGAUUACUGAUAACUUUUUUUCUGAUUUGUUCUCUGUAUCAGUCUAAUAGCUAGGGAUGCUUUAUCAUAGUUAUGACUUUUGCGAUUUAAAUAUGUAAUCAACUAAAUGAUUUCUUCAGUGGAAAGGAAAUGUAAAGAUUUUCAACAAAGAUUAGAUUGAGGAAUUGUAGUCUAAAGUUUUAUACAACUAAGCAGAUUACGCUUUCAGUUUUAGUAGUGUAAUAAAUGUCUUAAUCUACUAACGAAACCCAUCAUUGGAAUAAACAAGAGAUAUAAAG